GAGCAGCAGAGACGCCGAGCAUUGCCCUACUCUGUCGCCCAUAAAGCUUCACUGGUUCGCCUUGUUCCUUUGAGCAGCAGAGACGCCGAGCAUUGCCCUACUCUGUCGCCCAUAAAGCUUCACUGCUAGAAACUGCUAGAAGGGAGAACGAUGGCUUAUGCAAUGAAGCCGGCAAAGCCGGGUUUUGAGGAAUCUGAGCCGCAGCAGAUUCACAGGAUUAGGAUAACUCUGUCUUCAACGAAUGUGCAGAACCUCGAGAAAGUGUGUUCGGAUCUCGUUAAUGGCGCCAAGUCCAAGCAGCUCAAAGUGAAGGGACCAGUGAGAAUGCCCACCAAGGUUCUUCACAUCACCACUAGGAAGUCGCCUUGUGGUGAAGGGACUAACACAUGGGAUAGGUUUGAGCUUCGGGUUCACAAAAGAGUGAUCGAUCUCUUCAGCUCCCCGGAAGUCGUUAAGCAGAUUACAUCAAUCACUAUCGAGCCCGGAGUGGAGGUUGAAGUGACCAUUGCAGAUUCUUAACUGCAUUGAGAUCAGCAUCUCUUGGCAUUAAAUUUUUGGCUUGAACUGCACUCAAUUAUAGUCGAGGCAUGUCCUUUCAGGGUAGUACAGCUAUUUCCUUUCGAUAUAUCAGUUUAUAAUUUCCCCGGAUUUGUUGUCGAUCGCUCUUUGGCUAGAUUAGAGAGGGGGCUUCCAUUGCUUUUCUUGCGGCUUCCUGAUAGGAUACUUUGGGGACAUUAGGUUAUCUAUGGAAGAGAAGCUUCCAAUCGGCUAGAAUUGCACGUACUACUCGACUGAAUUAUCUCUAAAUGGUGAUGAAAUUGCUGUCGUGUUAGAGGCAUGGAAGGAGCUGGUCCACGAGCUUCGUGUUAUCGUGUGGGGAGAUCUUACUCAGAAUCGAGAAAACCCGAACUUAUCCUUC
This is a messenger RNA of Punica granatum (pomegranate), 919 nucleotides long. The record is from RefSeq and is a predicted model, not a curated record. NCBI's taxonomy places the organism in Eukaryota, Viridiplantae, Streptophyta, Magnoliopsida, Myrtales, Lythraceae.